Messenger RNA from Coniosporium apollinis CBS 100218, 225 nucleotides. RefSeq lists its product as uncharacterized. The transcript has 4 exons. Lineage: Eukaryota; Fungi; Ascomycota; Dothideomycetes. Bases 1 to 225 code for a protein of 74 amino acids. Gene Ontology annotation, biological process: mRNA splicing, via spliceosome; P-body assembly. The record is from RefSeq and is a predicted model, not a curated record. Gene Ontology annotation, molecular function: RNA binding. Gene Ontology annotation, cellular component: U4/U6 x U5 tri-snRNP complex; precatalytic spliceosome; catalytic step 2 spliceosome.
AUGGCCGAUCCGGAUGACACCGCCUCCGCGCCCGUGAAUGAACCUCUCGAUCUUGCCUACGACAGUCACUGCAAUCUGGUGCUAGGGGACGUGGAAGAGACGGUCUACAUUGUUGAAGAGGAUGAUGAGGAAGAGGACACAGUAAGGACGGUGAAGAAGCAGUCUGAGAUGCUGUUUGUUCGAGGUGAUUCGGUAGUCCUGAUCUCGCCGCAACCGCCGUCGUGA